AUGGGAAACAAAACGGAAUGUACCGGAUUUUUUGCACGUGCAACCAUCAAACCAGAGACCAAAGCAGGGCUCGACAAAACGGAAAAAAGACUUUUCGGAAAUCUGGUUGGUCCAACCAAGAAAGGCAUGGGAGUCUUUGGGCUCUCCGAAGUCCUUCUUGAUCGAUGGUCCCCAUUAGCAUUAGUGCCAAUUAGUAGCCGCUCUUUUUGGAAGGCGAGGUACUCAUGUGUGAUCGCGGAUUCCGCGGUAGCAGUAGUUCUAGCUCUACAUUAG
Messenger RNA from Prunus armeniaca (apricot), 273 nucleotides. Lineage: Eukaryota; Viridiplantae; Streptophyta; Magnoliopsida; Rosales; Rosaceae. The record is from the annotation of a GenBank genome assembly.